AGACUUGUUCUUUUCUGGUUUAUAAAUCUGCCAAAAACGCAAGUGCCCACAGGCUGUGUGAUUUCCAGGAGGGAAAGCUUUCACAAUGAAGUGCUUUCUGGAUAUCCUUCUCGCCUUUGGCAUCUUGGUGACACUAUGCGAUGCGUUCUGUUUUUUUGAACAAAAUGACCUAUUGAAAUCUACCAGAGGUUGUAUUCAAGAUGGAAAGCUGCAUGUAUUUGAUACCUCUUGGAUUGCAAAUUGCAACAGAUGUCACUGCAGCCUGAAUGGAAUGCGUUGUUGCUCCAUCUAUCAUUCACCUCAUGGUUAUGACAGAGAAAAAUGUGAAAGCAUUUUCAACAAGGACACUUGCAGCUACAGUGUGGUGGAGAAGGCUGACCCCUUGAAAGCCUGCAAGGUCCAUGGUUGGGUGGGUUAAUUACAAAUCCACUUAGAAUUUCUCUGCAUAGUGCCUCUCCUUCCCCUUCUACCAAUGAUCAACAAUGGAAUGAGUCUUUUCUUCAGAGAUUCAUGAUGGUCUCUGAAGCAUCGCUACUAACAGCUGGUUUUUCUUCUCCUUGUUGAGUAGCAGUUCAGUGUG
Molecule: messenger RNA, 580 nt
Organism: Chelonia mydas (Green sea turtle)
Lineage: Eukaryota; Metazoa; Chordata; Testudines; Cheloniidae
Product: beta-microseminoprotein-like
Exons: 4
Coding region: 86-418 (110 amino acids)
Source: RefSeq, a predicted model, not a curated record